This is a messenger RNA of Aspergillus steynii IBT 23096, 880 nucleotides long. RefSeq names its product mitochondrial 54S ribosomal protein uL29m (gene mrpl4). Gene Ontology annotation, biological process: mitochondrial translation. Gene Ontology annotation, molecular function: structural constituent of ribosome. Gene Ontology annotation, cellular component: mitochondrial large ribosomal subunit; mitochondrial ribosome. The transcript has 3 exons. The coding region runs from base 108 to 752 and encodes 214 amino acids. The record is from RefSeq and is a predicted model, not a curated record. NCBI's taxonomy places the organism in Eukaryota, Fungi, Ascomycota, Eurotiomycetes, Eurotiales, Aspergillaceae.
CUAGGCGCCGAAAAGUCCACUCCGCCAGCUUUUGCUCCGGCGCCCGCAAGACGGACCUCUCGCGAGUUUCCCAGCCGUUCGACGAUAUCCUCUCCGGUCCGUUCGCAAUGCAUCGUCAAUCCAUUGCGCGGCUCGCCCGCCAGUGCAAUGGCCUUCCGCUGGCCGACUUGCCUCCCGCCUACCUGGCGCCAUCCCUCCAUUUCUCCUUGACCCGGUCCGCCGUCCAGACCUCGAACUUUUCGACGACCGCCGUCGCUGCCGGUCCUGGUCGCGACCUCAACAAGACUCGCGGCGUGUCUGCAAUCCACCGCACCGGUCCUCGAUUCAAACUUGGCGUGUCGAAGUACCCAUUGCCCAAGCCCGUCUCGCCGGGGGAGCUGGACAAGCGUCAUCCGACCCCGGACCAUGGCCUUUGGGGCUUCUUCCCCAAGGACCGUCAACCUUUGAGCACUCCGGAAUAUGACAACGCACAUGGCCGUUCGUGGUCUAUCCAGGAGCUCCGCGAGAAGUCUUGGGAUGACCUACAUGCUCUGUGGUGGGUGUGUGCCAAGGAACGCAACCGCAUAGCCACUUCCAACUUGGAACGAGAGCGAUUGAAGGCGGGAUACGGCGAGUAUGAAGCUAAUGACCGCGACCGGGUGAUCCGCGUCACGCAGAAGAGCAUCAAGCACGUCCUCCGGGAGCGGUGGUAUGCCUGGGAAGAGGCCCAGCGACUGUACAAGGAGGGAUACCGGCCUCAAGAUGACGAGUAAAUGAGGCGUGGAGCUGUCCACCAUAUGACCGGUCAUUCCAAUAGUGGUCGACUAUUGGAUCUGUAUGUAGGAUUAUUUAUUUAUUGUCUGUAUUAGUUCCAAUUUCAACGACGGUGUCUGAUUGCCGG